UGGUGGACUGAUGACAGGCUGCAUGUUGGAGUUUUAGUGUUUUGGCUUUGCCCCCUGGCCCGACCUACGCCUUGGCUUCACCCUGUGUGAAGAAGGCGAUAAGUUCGAUUUAUCGUGGCGAAGAAAGGCUGUCGGUAGGAGUAGGCUUUUCUCCUUCUUCAAUUCGUGUUCCUGUCGUCAACAAACAGUAUUUUGGGAGCCAUCGUACGAGUUUGUACCAGGGCACGCUACGCAGUUUCAUAGUUUUUGACAGAGCUGUGCCUGGUUCUCCUCGCUGCAUGAGGAGACAGGGAAGAGACGGCCGUAAUGAAUUUACGACAUCUGAACACGCUGCUUGAAGCUCAGGCUGGAGCAGCACGAAUAACUUGCCUUGCUUGGUCACCGAACAAUCUCAAGCUUGCAGUGGUUCUGAACAAGAAGACAAUUGUUUUGUUCGAUGAGAAUGGAGAGCGAAGAGAUAAGAUAUCUGCCAAGGCCUCAGACAAGAACUGCAAAGUCUUCCAAAUCCAAGGCAUUGCUUUCAACCCGGCAUCAAAUUGUCUUGCCACUGGGCAAACAGACAACUGCGUGUUUGUGUAUCGUAUUGGUGAUGCAUGGGGCGAGAAGAAGGCACUCAUUCACAAGUUUUCCCAGUCUAGUCCCGUGACGUGCCUGAUAUGGCCAGCACAGCAGCAGAACUUUGUCUUCUUUGGUCUGAUGGAGGGAAAGGUACGUGUUGGUGAUCUGAGCCGUAACAAGUCCUACACGCUCUACAACACCAAGUCCUAUGUGUGCUCCAUUGUGGCAAGCUCAAACGGUGAAUCCAUCCUGACUGGCCAUGCUGAUGGCUCUAUCCAUCGCUACAUGUUCGACAGUUCCGGUGGUGGUGCAGGACAUAGUGCUGGCCGUGUUCUGACGCACACAUGCCCGCCCUACGCUCUCUCCUUCGCGUCCAACUGCGUGCUUGCUGGCGGCUGUGACAGCAAGCUCAUUGUUUAUGAUAUGGAUGGCCGUGUGUUGCAGAAUUUUGACUACAGUCGUGACGGCAGCGGCGAACGUGAGUUCUCCUGUGCUGCCACCAGCCCUAAUGGACAGACGGUGGUGUUUGGAAGCUUCAACCGCUUGCGUGUGUUAGGUUGGAAAGCCGGUCCACAGAUGUGGGAGGAGGCUAAGGCUAAGGAAGUGGAGAAUCUCUAUACGGUCACGUGCAUGUCGUUCAGAGCUGAUGGAUCACGCCUUGCAUUGGGCUCGCUGUGUGGCGCAGUGGAGCUGUAUGACUGCUGUCUACGCCGUACUAUCUACAAGAACAAGUUUGAGCUGACCUAUGUCGGUGUCAGUCAGGUGAUUGUGAAGAGGCUAUCAACUGGUGCCAGAGUGAUACUACAGUCACUGACUGAUAGCGCUUUGGAUCGUAUUCAAAUCAUGGGAGGGGAUCGUUACAUUGUUGCCUACACGCCGUCCACUCUGAUCGUCGGUGACAUGGAGGAACAGAAAAACAGUGAGAUUCCCUUCAACUCAACUGGCAGUGAGAAGUUCUACUUUGAGACAGAGAAGGUGUGUAUGAUCUUCAAUGCUGGAGAGCUGAUGCUACUGGAGUAUGGCUCCAAUGAGAUCCUGUGUGCUGUUCGUACUGAGCUUAUCAACCCACACCUUGUCAGUGUGAGGUUGAAUGAGCGAGCAGUGCGUCACCAGGGUGACAUGAAGUUCAUGGCGUAUCUGGUGGACUGGAAGACUAUCUCCAUCAUGAACUUGAGUUCAUGUCGCGAAGUCGCUACUCUCAGUCAUAAUGUCAAGAUUGAUUGGCUGGAGUUGAAUGAGACCGGUACCAAGCUGUUGUUCCGUGAUAAACGCUUGAAGCUAUGGGUGUAUGAUGUGGAUUCACAAGUCAAGACCGGCGUUGUCAGCUACUGUACCUACGUACAGUGGGUACCUCAGAGUGAUGUAGUAGUUGCACAAAGCAGAUCCACACUGUGCGUUCUCUACAACAUUGACAGACCCGAUCAGAUUACUCCGUUGCAAAUCAAGGGUGACAUACUGGACUUGAGCAGGCAGAAUGGCAAAACACAGGUGUUGGUAUCGGAGGGUAACACUACGGUGUCCUAUGACCUGGAUGAAGGAUUGAUUGAGUUUGGCACAGCCAUGGAUGAUGGUGACUAUAACAGGGCGGUGGCAUUCUUGGAGAAUCUGGAGCUGUCACCGGAGACCAUUGUCAUGUGGCGCCAGCUCAGUGACUACUCUUUCGCUGAUCAUCAAUUGGCUGUAGCGAGGCGUUGCUUUGCGGCCAUGGGCGACAUUGACCAAGUGGAGUACAUUGACAAGGUGCUGGCCACGGCCGAGGCAGCUGCCAUUGAGCAGGGUGGUGGUGACGGCAUGCAGCACUAUGAUGUCCAGGCACGCCUUGCUGUCAUGGGUGGUCACUAUCAACUGGCUGAGAACCUAUAUCUCACUCAGGGUAGAGUGGAUGAAGCUAUGCAGAUGUACCGCAGUGUACACAAGUGGGAUGAAUCGUUAGCUGUGGCUGAGCGAGAGAGCCAUCCAGAAUUGGACUCCAUUCGUUCUAAAUACUUUGAGACCUUGAUUGAAACAGGUCGCGAAGCCAGAGCCGCUAAGCUGAAAGAAGAAGAGAAUGACCUUCGCACAGCUGCUCAGUUGUACUUGAAAGCAGGAUUGCCAGCUCGUGCAGCCAAGCUAGUCAUCAGCAGUAGUGACUUACGCACUCAGAGUGACAUGGUUGAGAGGAUUGGAGCAGCACUGAUGGCCGGUGGACUGUGUGAGAGGGCGGGAGAGCUUUGGGAGAGUGUUCAGCAGUUUCAGCGAGCAUUGGAAGCUUACCGCAAGGGUCAUGCUUACGCCAAAGCUGUUGAUCUGUGCCGACAAGCGUUUCCCAACGAAGUCAUCCAGCUGGAAGAGGACUGGGGCGAUCAUCUCUGCCAUAUCAAGAAGAUGGAUGCGGCUAUUCCGCAUUACAUUGAAGCUGGUCGUAAUGUGAAGGCUGUAGAAGCAGCACUGCAUGCCAAGCAGUGGCACAAGGCUGUGCUCAUUCUCAACACUCUGGAUGCUGAUGUCGCCAACAGGUACUACAUUCAAGUGGCCGAUGCCUACAGCAGCAUCCGAGAUUUCAAUCUGGCUGAGAAGUACUAUGUUCAAGGUGGACAGCCUCGCAAAGCCUUUGACAUGUACACACAUUCCAACCGCUGGUAUGAAGCUCACAAGGUUGCUGACGCUUGCAAUCUGUUGGAUGAUGUCCAAGGUACUUUCAUAGCGCAGGCUGACACACUGGCGGGUCAGGGCCGUUUCAAGGAAGCGGAGAAGUUGUACAUCACUGUGAACUCACCCGAGCUGGCCAUUGCUAUGUACAAGCGUGCCAAGAAGUAUGACAAGGUCAUGCGUCUGAUCAAACACUACCACCCUGAGACGGUGGCGGAUACGCAUGGCCUGCUUGCUGAGGAAAUCGAGGCGGACAAGCACUUCAAUGUGGCUGAGCAACACUUUGUGAAGAGUGGUGAGAAUGGAUGGAAGAAAGCUAUUCAGAUGUACUGUCGCAAUGAGAUGUGGGAAGAUUCACACAGGGUGGCUAGAGAGCAUGGCGGAGAGGAAGGUGGCAAUCAGCUGGUUUAUCGCUGGGCAAAACACCUUGGUGGUGAUUCAGCGAUAAAACUCCUCACCAAGUUCAACCUCCUGGAAAGUUCCAUUGAUUUCGCUUGUGACAAUCAGCACUUCGACUUUGCUUUUGACAUUGCAAAGAUGGCUGUUAAAAGCAAGCUGGGAUCUGUUCAUUGCAAGUACGGAAAUAUUUUGGAGGACGAGGGCAAGUAUGACGAGGCCGCUGAGCAUUUCAUUACUGGUGGUCAGCCAAAGGAGGCAGUGCUAAUGUAUGUGCACAGUCGUGACUGGGAGGCUGCCCAGCGUGUGGCUGAGGAGCACCAUCCAGAAAGUCUUACUGAUGUGCUACUAGGCCAAGGUCGCAAUGCAUUUGAAGCGAAGGAGUACACCAAGUCUGAGGCAUUCCUAUUACGCGCUCAACGGCCGGACAUGGUUGUCAAAUAUUACAAGGGAGCUGGUAUGUGGCAAGAUGCUCUGAGAGUUGCUAAGGAGUAUAUGCCGAAGAAAGCUCUUGCUCAACUUCAAAAGGAGUACGACCAGUUUAUGAACGCCCAGGGACCAAGGUCAGCUGAAGAGAUGCUGGCACCAGCACAGGCCUGGGAGCAGAGUGGCGAUCAUGAACAAGCUAUACAGGCGUAUUUGAAGAUCACAUCCGAACAUACUCCGGAUACCUCUCUGCUACUGCAAGUCUGGACUAAGGCGGCAGAGCUAGCUGUGAAGUUCAUGCCCGACUCGGCCAAGGGAGUGUCCAUGAUUGUUGCAGAGAGAUUGGCUGGUGUAGAGCUGUACCAAGAGGCGGCUGAGUACUACCUGCAAGUGGAGGACUAUCGACAGGCUAUCGACAUGUUCAUUCAGGUGGAGAACUGGAAGAAAGCGCGUCGCGUCGCCAAGAAACUUGCUCCAGAUCUGAUGGAGUAUGUAGAUCAGGCACAUGGUCAGUUCUUGGAGCAGAAGGGUGAUGCCAAGGCACUGGUGAAUGUGGAUGCCAUUGCUGGUUUGGACAUGCUGGCAACGCAAGGAGAAUGGGAGCAAUGUAUUGAAAUGGCCAAGCAGAAGGGAUCUGCGGUGCAUGAGAAGUACGUAGCUCGCUUUGCUGCUCAUCUUAUUCUAGAGCAAAACAAACCAACAUCCGCACUGACAUUGUUCAAGAAGGAGGGUGCACCGCCUAAGCCACAGAACUUCAAGUGCUAUGAAGAAAUGGCCCGUGGUAUUCUCGGCCAGGCCAUGAAUACCUCGUAUCGUAUAGUGGCUGACCUGCGUGAUGUCCUUCUCACUGUGAUUCAAAAUAUCCCAAGUAACGUCAAGCUGAGCUAUGAGGCGCAGGUGAAAACGCUGCACACCUACCUACGCAUUGCUCACUACUUUGCCCUACGUUGUGCCUGCCUUAGUCAAGUUGGACUGCAAGCCAUCAGUCUCAAGUUGACUACUGCCAUGGUGCGCUACACUGACCUGCUUGCAGCUGAUCGCAAAUACUGGGAAGCUGGAAAGAAACUUCGAGAGGCCGGACAAGAUGGCAUGGCGUUUGUCUUCUUCAAUCGUCUUCUGGACAUAUGUGAUGUGAUUGAUGGUACGCUUGAUCAACUAAGUCCCACGGAUGAUUUUGAUGAGACGGAUAUACCAGAAGAGGUUUCCCUGCCGUCUACCUCGUGCCUCACGAAAGAAGAACGCAGCGAGAUCAGUGACUGGGUUGUCAGCGUAUCAACAGAGCAAACUGUAACUCAAGCCCUUGCAUUGGACGAUCGCGGUGUCUAUGAGGCAUCGUUGUUAAAUGCCACCACAGGUCAAGCCGAUCUUGCCUGCAUCAUCACUGGGUAUCCUGUGAUAAAGCAACAAGUGGAGUUCAACAAUCAGCUGGGACUGGUCGCUGACAAAGAUCAUUGGAACAAGUUUGUGAUGCAGACUAAGUUGACCCACAGUCCUGAGUGCCAGGAUGUAGUUCAGUUCAUCAAGCGCUGGUGCGGAUCGUCAACAUCCACCUCCUUCAAAUUCAAGUAACAGCGGCGCAAGAGCAGCAUGUACGUUAGUGUUCUGGUAUCAGAAGUCUGUAGGAGCUGCACUGUGUAUGUGCUCACCGCCCAACAAUAGUAAUACAUUGACUCAUGCGCACCCGCAUGCGUAGAUGCCUGGAUGCGUGGACCUUUGUCAGUCUGGUAUGCUGCAGCCCUGCCUGUGACUGUGCUGUUCUUGUUUUGCUUCACGUGCACUCAACUACACUGCACCCUUGUUGUCAACUACACUGUACCCUUGUUAUCUGUACCACAAUACACACUAGAGGUAGUAGAACAGGGGAGUGUUUCAGUCUCAGAGCAGGUACAGGUAUGUUAGUAUUCAACGAUCCACUUCAAAGUAGGUAUUGUUUCAUGUUUAUCAUGUUGGCGAGGGGAAAGAAUUUAUUUGUCUUUUCGUGAAUGGAUUUCUAUUUUCAAUAUCGAUUAUUCAGCUUUUUUUAUUGCCCUAUGCUUGCCCUAUGUUGUUACUUGGGGAAGCGCUUGGCUCUAUCUUGUCUUUAAAAUUUAAAAUGACUAUUACAAUAUUUGACGUAAUUGUGUUCUUCAAAGUUGUGAAUGCCAGAUAUGGAGGAAAAAAAUAACGCUAACCAUUGUGUAUCUGUGCUAAUCGAGAGUGCCUGUAGCUCUAGUGUUUUGUCAGGAUGAUGCUGGCAAGGGGUAUCAAUGACUGGCAAUAGCAUGUCUGGAAAUAGGAUGUGAUGGGAUACAGAAACAAAUCCAAGAACCAUA
Sycon ciliatum is the source of this 6320-nucleotide messenger RNA. RefSeq names its product intraflagellar transport protein 172 homolog. The transcript is spliced from 59 exons. Gene Ontology annotation, cellular component: axoneme; ciliary basal body; intraciliary transport particle B. Lineage: Eukaryota; Metazoa; Porifera; Calcarea; Leucosolenida; Sycettidae. Gene Ontology annotation, molecular function: protein binding. The record is from RefSeq and is a predicted model, not a curated record. Bases 307 to 5577 code for a protein of 1756 amino acids. Gene Ontology annotation, biological process: intraciliary transport.